GGGUGCUGGGCGUGUACAGUGGAUUUAGCCUGUAUGUAUCCUCACAUAGAGGCUGAUUUCCGACAACUGAGACUCUUUGGAUACCAGGCGCAACGCUUCUCCUGGAGAGAUGUUGGAAUCCAACAAGUCUUUGCGUGAGAGCAAUGUCACCAAAAGUGGCAGCUGUGGAUCCGUGUCAGUUGUUUUCCCCAUUACUAUGAUGGUAACAGGAAUGGUGGGCAAUUCUCUCGCUCUUAUGCUGGUAUAUAGCUCGUACAGAAAAAAAGAAAAUAACAGGAAAAAGUCUUUCCUACUCUGCAUAGGGUCGCUGGCAUUGACAGAUCUGUUUGGACAGCUUCUCACCAGCCCUAUAGUUAUAUCGGUUUACAGAGCCGAUUUGAAAUGGGACCGCAUAGACUCAUCGGGGAGUCUGUGUGCUUUCUUUGGAGUGUGUAUGACAACUUUUGGCUUGUGUUCUCUAUUCUUUGCCAGCGCAAUGGCAAUUGAGAGGGCAUUGGCGAUUACAAGUCCUCAUUGGUACUCCAAUCACAUGAAGACAAGUGUGACAAAGCAAAUUCUGGCAGUUAUAUUGUGUCUUGUUCUUUUUUUCUCGCUGUUGCCAGUCGCAGGAGUUGGGCACUAUACGCUGCAAUGGCCAGGCACUUGGUGCUUCAUAAGCACUGGAGACAGAGAGGUCCCGGGCAACAUGUUUUUCUCCAUCACUUUCGCUGUUCUUGGGAUAUUCUCACUUCUUGUGACUUUCUCCUGCAACGUCGUCACAAUUCGUGGAUUAGUUAUUCGUUGCAAAACGAAAUCGGGCACAUCUCACUCAUCCAAGCAGUGGGAACGAUUAACCACGGAGACAGUCAUUCAACUAUUGGGAAUCAUGUGUGUACUGAUUAUAUGCUGGGUUCCUUUACUGGUGCUGAUGUUAAGAAUGAUCUCGACACAGACGUCGUCACAUCACUGCAAACCGGCAGAAGUGUCUUUCACUCCUAGUCAAGACAUCCAGGUGGACUGUAACUUCUUUCUCACCGCCAUUCGCCUGGCCUCUCUGAACCAGAUCCUGGACCCUUGGGUUUACCUGCUUCUAAGGGAGAUUAUACUGCGCAAGUUCUGCCAGGUGGCCAAUGCUGUGUCCAACUGCUCCAUAGACGGACAAAAGGAGACUCAGACGGCCCUGGAUGUUCUCAACAAGCAGCCUUCUGACACUAACGGUCUGUAGAAACAGUAAAUGUACCCGAUCACAAUUUUAUUUUACUCUAUCACCCACAGUCCAAAAACAGUUAUUGUGCAAUAAUGUUGUGCCACUAAUGACAUAAAUUACUUUGUUAGUGUGUUAAUGGACCUGGCAAUGCUCUACAUGUGCACUCAUUUUUGUUUGGUUGCAUAUAUUCUAGUGAGGCUCACAAAACCAGAAUGUGAAAAUGUGACCUCUGCAACCUUCACUUUGGACUGUUAAAGCCAAUGAGUUCCAGGGGGAUUUUUUUUACAUGGUUGCUCAAUAAACAUUACAGACCUACCAAACACAGACAUUCUCAAUCAGAAGAUACCAUUUUGUUUUUCAACCAUCAUGUUAAAACAACAGAUGACAACUGUUAAUGGAAUAUAGUUUUUGACUUUCUGGAAUCACAUUUGCAUUUCAUGUAACAAAGUUGAUGUUAAAUGUAAUGAUGGCUGGAAUGUGUGACAUUUUUAAUUCAAAUCAGUCUUCAAUUUGUCAUGUGUAAUAGACUAGAUUUGUAACCAAAAAAAAUAAAGGGGAACCUCUGAAGUGCAAGGCAAGUGAACUCGAAACUGGAAUAGAUUACACAGUAUUAUAUAUGCUAAUUGAAGAAGAUUGCAAAAUGUAUUGAUAUAUGGAAAAGUCAUUGAUAUUUGUUGUUUCUGUGUUGAACACUGAAAUGUGUGUUUAACUCUGAAUGUGCUGAAGAUGCUACCUAUUGGGGAUAUGCUGUCAUAUGUUCAGGGGGGUCCACAAUUAUUGGCACCCUUGAUAAAAAAAUGAGCCAAAAAAAUGUAUAAAAUAAAUAGAAUUUAUAUAUUAUAUGCAAAACAAAUAGGAAAUGUAUAUUAUUUUAUGCUAAUAUAAUUGCUCUGAUAAAGAUUUUGUUUAACUCCUGAGUGGCACAGCGGUCUAAGGCACUGCAUCUCAACGCUAGAGGCGUUACUACACUAGCCUGGUUGGAAACCAGUAUCACAACUGGCCAUGAUUGGGAGUCCCAUAGGGCGGCGCACAAUUGGCCCAGCGUUGUCCGGGUUUGGCCAGUGUAUGCCAUCAUUGUAAAUAAGAAUUGGUUCUUAACUGACUUGCCUAGUUAGAGAAAGGUUAAAUACAAUUAAAAUAAAUAAUAAUAAUUACAACUCUAAAAUAUAGGUGUAAAAAUUGCCACCUCUGUUUGCAGUAGGCCUACUCCAGUACCCUUGAGAGGAUAACGACACUGUUGAUGCAAUAUAAUUUUUGACCUAAUGGGAUUACAUUUGCAUUUGAUAUAACAAAGUUCAUGUUAAAUGUAAUGAUGGCUGGAAUCUGUGGCAUGUUUAAUUCAAAUAGUUCUUAACUUUUUUUCUAAACUGUUUAAAAACCUCUACAAGAUUGGUGUCCUACCCGCGGGGCGGUUGAGCUAGCAUAGGCUAAUGUGAUUAGGUUGUAAGUAACAAGACAAUUUCCCAGGACAUAGACAUAUCUGAUAUGGGCAGAAAGCUUAAAUUAUUGGUAAUCUAACUGCACUGUUCAAUUUACAGUAGCUAUUACAGUGAAAGAAUACCAUGCUAUUGUUUGAGGAGAGUGCACAGUUAUGACCUUGAACACGUAUUAAUAAAUCAAUUAGGCAGAUUUGGGCAGUCUUGAUACAACAUUUUGAACAUCAAUACAAUGGUUCAUUGGAUCAGUCUAAUACUUUGAACAUUCACUGCUGCCAUCUAGUGACUAAUAUCUAAAUUGCACCUGGGCUGGAACAAUACAUUAUGGCCUUUCUCUUGCAUUUCAAAAACAAUACAAAAAAUACAAAAAACACCAUGUUUUUUUCUUUGUGUUAACUUUUACCAGAUCUACUGUGUUAUAUUCCCCUACAUUCAUUUAACAUUUCCACAAACGUCAAAGUGUUUCCUUUCAAAUGGUAUCAAGAAUAUGCAAAUCCUUGCUUCAGGUUCUGAGCUACAGGCAGUUUUGGGUAUUUCAAUUUAGGCGAAAAUUGGGGGGGAAAUGGUUAGAUCCUUAAAUUAAUGAGAUUGGAGAACAAUUUAGGAGGGAUUUUGGAACAUUCCUCCAUACAGAAUAUUUCCAGAUCCUUGAUAUCCUUUGUCUGGGCUUAUGGACUGCCCUCUUCAAUUCAAACCACAGGUUUUCAAUGGGGUUCAAGUCCGACAGAUGGCCAUUGCAAAAUGUUGAUUUUGUGGUCAAUUAACCAAGACACAACAUAAUUGCCCCAUUUUUUGAGCAUACUAUAUAGCUCAGUAUUUAUAUUAUUUAUUUGAUUGUCUUUUAUGCUUAUCUUUAUCAAGGGUGCCAAUAAUUAUGGACCCCAUUGAGGUUCUGCUAUUUACAUUUUGGUCAUUCCCAUUGUCUCUUGAAUCUCUUGUUUUAUAAAGGAAUGAAUAUGUUCAAACAAAAGCCUUGGACGACCUGAUUGAAUGAUUUUUCUUAAGCAUGUACUGUAUAUUUCUCAUAUGGUCAUGCCUGCAGCCGCCUACGCUGUGAAUGGAUAUGAUAACGUUCUCUUUCAUGCUGGAUGGUAGUUCAUGAAUCGUGUCAGUGGGAUGGUGUUCUCCAUGAGCCAUUACUUCUUCAUCAGUCUAGUACCCUGGACAACAACAUGAACGACGUCAUACUGUACAGUGCCUCACCUUGCCUUACCAUGCUUAGCGUAUUGAAAAACAUUUAUGAGCCAACUACCUAGUUGGUUACUUGGGUAACAUAAUGAUGCUAACUGGCAGUCAAACUUGUAUUUUCAUUUUCUCACCUAUGGCAAUGAUUAUCUGUCAACAUUGUUAUUAAAGACAGAAUUUCUUCAAUGAUUGUCAAACCAGUCUGCCUCAGAAACCAGCUCAAAGGUUUAACCGUACGAAGUUAUUGAGAUUGAAAUGAGAGAGAGUUGAAUACUGUGCUAUUGCAGCAUGGAGAGCAGUCUAUCUAUGGUGUUUCAAGUGCAUUUUCCAAAGGAACACAUUUAUGUGACAUUGAGUAAGGUUUAUAUGUAUGUUCAAUUCUUUGUUCACUGUUAAUGUGCAAUCAGGGAUUUGCAUGUUAUUCGUUUAUUAUAGGUGUUAAACAUGCUAAUUUAUCAUUUUGAGAGGCAAGUUUCUACGAUAUCAGGUGGUCAAUUUAAUGAAGGGAUUUUAAUCUCUGUUUGUCUAGAAAUUAGUUUCACUCCAGGUUUGCAUUCAUGCAUUUAAAAUAAUUAUUAUGUACAGGUUGUCCUGAGACAUGAUUGUGUGAUGGAACACAAUUACUCUCAAAUUGAAUUAACUUCAACUUAAUGAAUUAUAUAUUUGUAAGCAGAGUUUACAUCAUCUUUCUCAUGACAGAAAACAUUGAUAUAUUAAUAGCCACAUGGGUUGCAGGUUUGAUUGCAGUGUACAGUGAAAAUCUUAGGCUUUGAGCUCCAACAUGCAGGACUAGUGAAAUAAAGUGAUGAAAAUGGUAAUAAAACAAUAGAAAUAGCACUAUAUGCAUAACAACAAAUGUCCAGAGUAAAGUCUGAGGGGGUG
Oncorhynchus keta (chum salmon) is the source of this 4689-nucleotide messenger RNA. RefSeq names its product prostaglandin E receptor 3 (subtype EP3) (gene ptger3). Gene Ontology annotation, molecular function: prostaglandin E receptor activity. Gene Ontology annotation, biological process: phospholipase C-activating G protein-coupled receptor signaling pathway; adenylate cyclase-activating G protein-coupled receptor signaling pathway; positive regulation of cytosolic calcium ion concentration. The record is from RefSeq and is a predicted model, not a curated record. The coding region runs from base 110 to 1204 and encodes 364 amino acids. The transcript is spliced from 2 exons. Gene Ontology annotation, cellular component: plasma membrane. Lineage: Eukaryota; Metazoa; Chordata; Actinopteri; Salmoniformes; Salmonidae.